Molecule: messenger RNA, 2172 nt
Organism: Phalaenopsis equestris
Lineage: Eukaryota; Viridiplantae; Streptophyta; Magnoliopsida; Asparagales; Orchidaceae
Molecular function (GO): mRNA binding; translation initiation factor activity
Source: RefSeq, a predicted model, not a curated record
GCUCAAUGCCAUAAUACUUCUGAUAUCCGGGUUCCGGGGUGUUCUUCGUAUUUAGCUAAUCGAUUCCCGGGCCGAAAAGAAGAACCUCCCACCUCCGCCGAUCAUCGUUCAACCGACUCUUCUCCUUCGCCGCUUCGCGGACAUCGCGAACAGCAAGAUGUCCAAGAAGAAAUUUUCCGCCGGAUCCAUGACUAUGACGCUUAAGGAUUUCCAUGGCGGUUCAAUUCCCUCCGAGCUCUUACUUCCUUCCGCUCCGGGCAUCUCAUCAAGGCCUCAAGAUCGUCCCAGCGCCAGGAUUGCCGUCCCUAACACCGCCGGCGCUGCUACUGGGGCACGCGCCGACCACCAGCGCCCACGCCCUGGCUCUUCCGGCGGGCUUCCCCGUGUCCUUGACGAGGGAGGUCCGGCUUUUCUAUCUUCUCCAUCAUUUAUUGGCCGCCACUUUGACGAGGACGAGCGCAAGCCCUUUGAUUCCUCCUCCGCUCCUCGACGCCCAUCAGCUGUUGCAGCGGAAUCCACUCGCACUCAACCAGUCGUUGUAUCUCAGACUGUCGCAAUAUCGGAUUCCAAGCGACCGGGUUCCAGUCCGGUUGUGGCACACCAUCUCUCCCCAUCUGCAGGGGUAUCAACUUCUUCUGCUGGGAAUGCGUGGGCGGCUAGGAAGGAAGCGCUAGUUAAAGGAGCCGUGGUCUCCGAGCCACCGCUGGCCCGUCCUUCUGUGACAUUGUCUGGACCUGCGGCUGCAUCUAGAUUUGCACAGGCUAGCGCGAUUGAGAAGGUUUCGUCGGGAAGGUGGCAAUCGAAGCCUACAGAUGUGGAGAUGAUCAGAUUCCAGAAUGUGGAGAACUUGGAUCGAUGGACUGUGGACAGUCCUCCUUCCAUCUGGAAUGACGAGGAAGGGAAUUUGGUAAGGAUUUCCUCGUAUACUGGUGUGAAGGAGGGGAAGUUAGGAGGUCUUCAUUCUGAUGGUUUUCUACAACAGGCGAGGGUGAUAUCCUCUCCGUAUCCUGAAAUUAAGGAUGCAAAUACUUUUGAAUUUCAGUCUGAUUUGUCUCAUCCAGUGUCUCAUGAGUUUAAAGUAGCUGCAUCGCAGCAUCAGCAUACUCUGGAUGAUGCUUCGGAGAGGCCAAAGCUGAAGUUGCUUCCAAGGACAAAGCCAUUGGAGCCCUCUGAUCUAAAGUUAUUAGAGGACAAGCAGGGAUAUCUACAUGCAACUAGUUUGAUGCAUGCGGAAGAACCUCAAGAAAUGCGUAGAACUGUGGGUAAGAUAAAGUCGGAGUCAGUUGGAGCUGAUUCUGUGAGUCGGCCAGUUGAGCGUCCAAAAUUGAAUCUGAAACCCCGCACACAGCCCAUUGAACAGCAUGAUGAAAUUUCUGAGAAGGAGAGGAAAACAGUAUUUGGUGGAGCUCGUCCUAGGGAAUUUGUUCUCAAGGAGCGGGCCGUAGAUGCUGUUGACAAUCUUGAAAUUGGUGUACAGUCUCACCGGGCUAAAUCUGAUGACUUGAAGAUUGAAUCAAAGCUGGAACCUGCUGCAUCUUCAUUCAAUCGACAUGUCGAAGGGGUGGAGUCAUCUCCGAGGAAUAAUGCAGAGAGGAAAGAUAAUCAACCCUACCAGGAGAAAGGCAUUUGUCAGAGGAAUUCAAGGAGAAAUGAGAACUGGAGAAACCUUAGGGAGAUGGAGAAGAAGCCAGUAGAGAGACUGGAAGAGCAUGAAACAUGGCGGAAGCCUAUUGAGCCUCCCAAGCCUGAAACACCACCAGGUCCUCGGGUUAUGAGAGCGGCCUCAGCACUGGAACUUGCUCAGGCUUUCUCAAAAUCAAUGUCUGACUCUAGGGUUGAUAAUCGCUACACUAAUCAGAGGAUGCUACCUGGACCAACACAGAUUCCCUUCUCCAGGUUGACAGAUACAAGAGAGAUUUACUCAGGUUCAGCUCAACGCCACAUCAAUGGCUAUUGACCAUUACAGAAAUAGAAGAUUCAAUCGAAGCCUGAAAUGUUUCAUUUUAUUUUCAGUCUCUUUAUACGUGAAAAGCGUUGUGUUAACUGUAUUUUAACCCUUGGAUCAAUUCAAAUAGAUUAAUCCCCACGCUCUGGAGAGGAGCUUUAUGGUCUCAGUACAAGUAACGGUAAACUUUGUGAUGCAGUUAAUGAUGAUGGUUGGUUUAAACUUGA